Messenger RNA from Leopardus geoffroyi (Geoffroy's cat), 2934 nucleotides. It is a transcript of the gene EPB42, whose product is annotated as erythrocyte membrane protein band 4.2. The record is from RefSeq and is a predicted model, not a curated record. Bases 714 to 2798 code for a protein of 694 amino acids. Lineage: Eukaryota; Metazoa; Chordata; Mammalia; Carnivora; Felidae. Gene Ontology annotation, molecular function: protein-glutamine gamma-glutamyltransferase activity. Gene Ontology annotation, biological process: peptide cross-linking. The transcript has 13 exons.
CUGUGUCUUGUCUCCUCAGUGACCAAACAAGUAGAAAUAGAAAAAGAUAUAGGUCUUGAGUCCCAAGAUAGUUUUCCAUCUUCUCUGCUAGAGUCCCAGAUCUGGUAGGCUUAGAAGAACUGGGGCUCUGACUUCUACUUUUAGGAUAUUUGUUUUUCACCAACAAAUUCUACCUCCUUAUCUCCUUCACACAGAUGAUCUCCAGACAUACAGGUUCUCUCUAUUACCAAAAUAGCCACAAACAUCUAGCAACUUGAAGCCCAUGAUAUGUUUAGGGCCUGAAAUUUGGAGUUGAAUGUGGGCCUUCUGUUUAGAGUCAUCUCUUCCAUAAUCUUCUCUUGUUGUCCAGGUAAUAUCUCUGAGGGUCUCUUGAAACCACUGAAAUGACAGGCUUAGAAGUUUCCUCUUGGCUUCUCUAGCUGGCUGAUCUUCCUCCAUUCCACCCACGGCUCCAGUCGGGCACAAGAGAUAAAAUGAAAAAGGGUAACUCCCAGCAGCUGGUCCAAGAGAUACUAGUGGGGAGGGAGCAAGAGAAAAGAAAUAUGUGGGGGCCUCACAGGAGGAGUGGAAGAAAACUAUACUAUUUAUAGAUUCUUAAACCAAUGAAAAUACCUCCAUCAUUUUCUCUCGGGACAGAUUCAGAGAGGAAGCACUGAGCAACAGUUCAAGACAGGCAUUUCCUGUGGUCGAGUGGAUAAGACCAGCCUGCAGCUAUGGAACAGGCCCUGGGGAUCAAGAACUGUGACUUCCAGGCAGCAAAAAACAAUGAGGAGCACUACACCAAGGCCAUCAGCUCCCGGCACCUCUUUGUGAGGAGAGGGAAGCCCUUCACCAUCAUCCUGCACUUCCAGGCUCCAGUCCACACAUUUCUGUCUACUCUGAAGAAGGUAGCCCUCAUUGCACAAACUGGAGAGCAGCCUUCCAAGGCCAAGAAGACCCAAGCCACAUUCCCAAUUUCCAGUAUGGGGGACCGGAAGUGGUGGAGUGCAGUGGUGGAAGACAGAGAUGCCCAUUCCUGGAACAUCUCUGUGACUACGCCCACAGAUGCUAUCAUUGGCCAUUACUCGCUCCUGCUGCAGGUCUUGGGCAAGAAGUCAUUUCCCCUGGGCCGGUUCACAGUGCUCUUUAACCCUUGGGCUCGAGAGGAUGCUGUGUUCCUGGAGAGGGAGUCUCAACGCACAGAGUAUGUGCUGAACCAGAACGGCCUCAUCUACUUGGGUACAGCUGACUGCAUCCAGGAGGAGCCUUGGGACUUUGGCCAGUUUGAGGUGGAUGUCAUCGACCUCAGUCUGCACUUACUGAGCAUGGACAAGCAGGUGGAGGAGUGGGGCAACCCUGUGCAUGUGGCCCACAUUUUGGGCGCCUCGCUGCGUGCUUUCAUGGAGGAGAGGGUCUUGCCCACCCCACAGACCCACACCAUCCAGGAAGCGGCCUUGCUGAACAAGCGCCGGGGCAGUGUGCCCAUCCUGCGGCAGUGGCUCACAGGCCAAGGGCGACCUGUGUACGACGGCCAGGCCUGGGUGUUCGCCGCAGUUGCUUGCACAGUGCUGCGGUGCCUGGGAAUCCCUGCUCGCGUCGUUACCACAUUCGCCUCAGCCCAGGGAACUGGCGGACGCUUGUUCGUAGAUGAGUACUACAAUGAGGAGGGCCUUCAGAAUGGAGAAGGCCAAAGAGGCAGAAUCUGGAUCUUCCAGACUUCCACAGAGUGCUGGAUGACCCGGCCUGCUUUGCCCCAAGGUUAUGAUGGAUGGCAGAUUCUGCACCCAAAUGCUCACAGUGGAGGUGGAGUCCUCGAGUCCUGUGAUCUGGUUCCUGUCAGAGCAGUCAAGGAGGGGAUACUAGGACUGACGCCUGCAGUAUCAGACCUCUUUGCUUCAGUAAAUGCCUCGUGUGUGGUCUGGAAGUGUUGUGAGGAUGACACACUGGAGCUAACCAACUCCAACACUAAGUAUGUUGGCAACAACAUCAGCACCAAGAGUGUGGGCAGUGACCGCUGUGAGGACAUCACUCAGAACUACAAGUAUCCUGAAGGAUCUUUUCAAGAAAAAGAAGUGCUGGAAAGAGUCCAGAAAGAGAGAAUGGAACAUGAAAAGGACAGUGGCAUCCAUCCUCCCAGGCUCAAGACUGCUGAGCCUCUAUACCUGUUCUUGGAAGCACCCAGCUCCCUAUGCCUGGGAGGGAAUGCCCAGUUCUCAGUGAUCCUGGUUAACCCCACUGAUGAGGAGAAGGCUGUGGAGCUGGCAAUUGGGGUGCAGGCAAUGUACUACAAUGGCAUCCUUGCUGCCAAGCUCUGGAAGAACAAGCUGUUCCUCACGCUUGGUGCCAACAUGGUUUAUGAAACCACCACCAACAGCCUGUCCUUCUCCUGUUUUGAGCAAAGCCCACCAGAGAACAGCUUCCUCAGACUCACCGCCAUAGCCACGGCAACGCAAUCUGAGUCCAGCCUCAGCUGCUUUGCUCAGGAAGACAUUGCCAUUUGUAGACCACGCCUAGUCAUUGAGAUGCCAGAAACAACAGAGCAAUAUCAACUUCUUAAGGCUUCAGUCAGCAUCCAUAACUUCCUAGAUGUUCCCAUGCAGGACUGUGUGAUCUCCAUUUUCGGAAGGGGGCUCAUUUACAGAGAGAAGAGAUACAGAUUAGCUUCAGUGUGGCCCAGAAAGACCUUGUACACCCAAUUCCAGUUCACACCGACACAGGUGGGACCCCAGAGGCUCACUGUGGAAAUGGACUGUGAUAUGUUCCAGAACCAAACCAACUACAGAAAUAUCACUGUGAAAGCCCCUGAACUUCCUGCUUAAACUUCCAUUAAGUAUCCCAUGAUUAAAGUCUGAUGUUGAUAACAUGAACUUGGCCCACUGGAGAAAUAUGAAAACUAUUAACUAUAUAGAGAAUAAGUACUGGAAGAAAAAAUAAAAGAACUGGACUCCUUUUGUA